Messenger RNA from Medicago truncatula (barrel medic), 2961 nucleotides. RefSeq names its product cysteine-rich receptor-like protein kinase 25. The record is from RefSeq and is a predicted model, not a curated record. Bases 1 to 2694 code for a protein of 897 amino acids. NCBI's taxonomy places the organism in Eukaryota, Viridiplantae, Streptophyta, Magnoliopsida, Fabales, Fabaceae. The transcript is spliced from 7 exons. Gene Ontology annotation, biological process: protein phosphorylation; defense response to bacterium. Gene Ontology annotation, cellular component: plasma membrane. Gene Ontology annotation, molecular function: ATP binding; protein serine/threonine kinase activity.
AUGGCUAAUUUCUACAACAUUCACUACCUCUUCACCCUUAUCAUCUUGCUCAAUAUUUUCACAUCUACUAAUUCAUGGGAUGACCCUUUUUACCUAUACCAAUAUUGCUCAAGCAAUAGAACAGCAUCCAAUACUUCCUUUCAAUUUGACCUCACAACCCUCCUCUCUUCCUUAUCAUCCAAUGCUACAACCAACACACAAUUUUACAACACAACAUUCAUUGGAAACAACCCUUCUGACACAAUCUAUGGUAUGUUCUUAUGUAGGGGUGAUGUUCCCUCUCAACUUUGUCAACAAUGUAUAGUAAAUGCAACACAAAGACUUUCCUUAGAAUGUUCUUUGUCAAAAGAAGGUGUUGUUUGGUAUGAUGAAUGUAUGGUUUGGUAUUCCACAACCUUGGCAGCAACAUCAACUAGUUUUUACUUGUUGAAUACAAAUAAAGUCUCAAACACACAAAAUUUCAUGAGUUUAUUGUUUUCUACAAUGAACAAAACCUCAAAUGAAGCAGCUUUUGGUGACAAAAAAUAUGCAUCUAAUGAAAUAACUAUAUCAAAAUUUCAAACCCUUUAUUGUUUAGCUCAAUGCACACCAAAUUUGUCACCACAUGAUUGUAGAACUUGUCUAAGUGGAUUGAUAGAGAAACUUCCAUUGUGUUGUGAAGGAAGAGUUGGAGGGAGAGUUCUGAAUCCAAGUUGUAAUAUUAGGUAUGAAUUUUACCCUUUUUAUCUAUCCAAUAGUAUUGGUUCAUCAAUAGAUACUACAUCACAACAAAUUCUACUUCCACAAACAAAAACUUCAGAACACCCUUUUUACCUUUCACACAAUUGUUCAAGUAAUAACAAAACCUUCACUUUUAACAACACUUUCAAAGUUCACCUUACAACCCUUUUUUCUUACUUGUCUUCUAAUGCCACUAAAAGCAUAUUUCAUAAAGAUGAUGUGGAUGGUACAAUAUUUGGACUCUUCAUGUGUCGUGGUGAUGUUCCCUUUUACUUAUGUGAACAAUGUGUGCAAAAUGCAACACAUAAAAUAACCCAAAAGUGUAACAUUUUUCAAGAGGGUAUAAUAUGGUUUAAUCAAUGCAUGAUUAGAUAUUCCUAUUGGAAUUUCUUCUCUUUAGUGGACAAAAGUCAUGUGUAUCAUGAAAUGAAUGUUACUGGUGAUUCUAGUCCCAAAAAGGAGAGAAACUUGUAUAAUUUUGUAAUAUCAAAUGCCUUAUCAAAAGUGGCAAUUGUGGCUGGGGAUAGUGAUAAGAGAUAUGGAACAAAAUCAUUGAAAUUGAAUGAUUUGCAAACACUUUAUACACUUGGUCAGUGUACACAAGAUUUAUCAAGUGAUGAUUGCAAGGCUUGUUUGAGUGAUAUUAUUGGAAAUGCAAUUCCUUGGUCUUAUUUGGGAAGUGUAGGUGGAAGAGUUUUAUAUCCUAGUUGCAAUAUGAGGUUUGAAUUGUUCCAAUUUUACAAAGAAAUUGACCAAGGUAUCAUUAGUCAUUCUCCAAAAGAAAAAAGAAGAAACUUGCCACGAACAAUUACCUUGAUUGUUGUGCUCCCAAUUGUUUCAGUGAUACUCUUCUUUGUUGGCUGCUAUUUGCCAAAGAGAAAAGCAAGAAAGAGUUUUAGGGCUAUUCUCAGAGAAAAUUUUGGUCAUGAAGGUGCAACUUUAGAGCCAUUACAAUUUGACUGGGAUGUAAUUGAGGCAGCAACCAACCACUUUUCAAAUAAAAAUUUCAUUGGCAAAGGUGGAUUUGGAGAAGUUUACAAGGGCAUUCUUUUGGAUGGACGACAAAUAGCAGUAAAAAGACUUUCAAGAACCUCUACUCAAGGUGUAAAUGAGUUCAAGAAUGAAGUUUUGUUGAUCGCCAAGCUUCAACAUAGAAAUCUAGUCACAUUCAUCGGCUUUUGCCUUGAAGAAGAGGAGAAAAUACUUAUAUAUGAAUAUGUGCCGAACAAGAGUCUUGAUCACUUUUUAUUUGACUUUCAACGAACAAAAUUCUUAAGUUGGUUUGAACGUUACAAUAUUAUAAGAGGAAUUGCUCAAGGAAUUAUCUAUUUACAUGAACAUUCUCGACUCAAAGUUAUUCACCGUGACCUCAAACCUAGUAAUAUUUUAUUAGAUGAAAAUAUGAUUCCAAAAAUAUCAGAUUUUGGUCUUGCUAGAAUUGUUGAAUUAAACCAAGACAAAGGAAACACAAAUAGGAUCGUCGGAACAUUAGGUUAUAUAUCUCCAGAAUAUGCAAUGCUUGGACAAUUUUCGGAGAAAUCUGAUGUUUAUAGUUUUGGAGUCAUGAUUUUGGAAAUUAUUACUGGAAAGAAGAACAUAAGGUCUUAUGAAUCACAUGUUGGUGAUAGCCUCCUAAGUAAUGUUUGGAGACAAUGGAGUGAUCAAAUAACAUUAAGUAUAUUGGACCAAAAUAUUAAAGGAACUUAUUCUGAAUAUGAGGUCAUCAAAUGCAUUCAGAUUGGUUUAUUAUGUGUUCAACAGUUCCCUGAUGAUAGACCAACAAUGGUAACAAUUGUUUCAUAUCUUAACAAUGACUUCAAUGAAUUGCCAACUCCUCAAAAACCUGCAUUUUUGUUUCAUGGUCAAAUGGAUACAAAAGGGAUUCCACAAGAUUCAAGUUCUAGUCAGUCUAUCAAUACUUGCACACCUUUGACGUUCAACGACUUGUCUAUAACCGAAUUUCUUCCUCGUUAAUAUGUCAAUUUUCCUUUUGUUGUUAACCCGCUUAGGCUGGUCUGAUGGUGGCGGCUUCAUACCUUGAAGUGUGUUCCUCUUAAGAUCUCAAAUUCAAUUUUUGUUUUUGUUGCCGUCCUCUAGGAAUGUUGGAGGAAUCCUAGAAACCAGUGGCACGAUCCUUAUUUCAAAUGCAAUGAAUAAAAUGUUAUAGAAACUAAAGGUUUUCAAUCCUUAUAGAUAAUUGAUGAUUGCUUUGUAUAUAUUUUACAAAUAAAGUGACGUACA